Molecule: messenger RNA, 2438 nt
Organism: Cuscuta epithymum
Lineage: Eukaryota; Viridiplantae; Streptophyta; Magnoliopsida; Solanales; Convolvulaceae
Source: the annotation of a GenBank genome assembly
UAAAAAUUCAAGGAUCAAAUAAUUGAAUUUUAAAAAUGCAAGAUUGUAUUAAUAAUUAUAGCAUAGCCUCAUGGCGCAAAUAUUGAUUUUCGCUUUACUUUUUUACUUUGUUUGUGUAAUUCAAAAAUAAAAUUCAAUGACAAGAUGAUUUAAUUAAUCUCUAUCUGUCCUGCCUCUGUCAGACUGAUAAGAGUUGGUAGUGCUCCGUAUAACUUUGCUCCACCACCUAUAACCAAUGUGCACUACGUAGUGAAAUAAUUCAACUCAUCCUUCCCAGACAUGUGCGGAUUUAACAGUCCUCAAACAAGAGAUUUAUGCGUGUGAAAUACUCACAUUAUUACACUUUGAAAAUUAACUCAUGGAAAAGAUGGGUGAGGAGCAAAAGCAGCUAUUAUUACCAAAAACUCAUGUCUCUCCUAAGGGUGGCUUCAAAACCCUGCCUUUCAUCAUUGGUAAACAGCCCCAUGUCUUUUUGAGCUUUGAUUUCUUCUUCUUCUUCCUUGUUCUAUUUGUUACCGAAGAAAUGGUAAUGGAUGGAUAAAUAUAAUGAUUAACAGGGAGUUCUGGGUUGAUGUGUAUGGUGGCAGCAGCUAUGGGAGCAAACAUGAUAGUGUAUUUGAUGAAAGAGUUUCAUAUGGAAAUGGCUUCUGCCUCUAAUUACAUCUACAUUUUCUCUGCCCUCUCUAACACUGCCCCCAUAAUCGGAGCUUUCAUGGCCGACUCUUUGGGAACACUACUCAUCUGGCUACCAACAGCGAUCAUGCAAGCCAAGCCUCGUCCUUGUAGUGAAUCAAGUGACAGUUGUACCCCUGCCACCACACCACAGCUCAUUCUGCUAUGCACAGCUCUUAUCAUGACCGCGGUCGGAUGCGGUGGGGUGACAUCAUCCUCUUUAGCAUUUGGUGCUGAUCAGUUGAAGCAUUUUCAGAACAAUGCAAGUAAAAUAGAGAGUUAUUUCAGCUGGUCUUACGCCACCGGUUCGUUUUCUGCAAUAGUUGGUUCGGUCGGUUUGGUUUACCUCCAAGAAAACUAUGGGUGGAGACUAGGCUAUGGUGUUCUUGUUGCACUCGCGCUCUUUGCGGUGCUCACAUUCUUCUCCGGUUCGGUUUGGUAUUUGAGACCGAACCCAACCAAGAACCUGGUCAACGGUUUGUUUAACGUGAUGGUUGCCUCUUAUAGGAAUAGACAUAUCAAACUUUUUUCGGGAGAUACAGAACUUCAAUAUCAUUCAAAAGGUUCAGCUCUCAGUCAUCCAAGUGACAAGCUAAGGUUUCUGAAUAAGGCCUGCAUUAUACAAGAUCCUGAACGAGACCUAAAUGCAGAUGGAACAGCUGUGAAUCCUUGGAAGCUUUGCACCGUUGAUCAAGUGGAGGAGCUAAAAUCCUUAAUAAAGGUAAUCCCAAUAUGGAUCACAAGGAUUGUAAUGUCCCUAAAUAUUUGUCAGGGUUCUUUUGCGGUCCUUCAAGCAACCUCUCUGGACCGCCAUAUCGGUUCAAAGUUUCAACUACCAGCAGGUUCAGUAUCCUCAUUCGCUGCAGUGUUCAUUGUUGCUUGGAUCAUACUAUACGACCGCAUCUUACUACCCUUGGCAUCCAGAAUCAGGGGUAAAACCGUGCAUUUUAGCACGAAAUCGAGAAUGGGGUGCGGGAUCUUCAUUUCGUUCCUGUCAAUGGCUGCAAUGGCAACUGUGGAGAGUAUGAGACGAGCAGUGGCGAUCAAUGAGGGAUAUGAAAAUAACCCUGAUGGGGUGAUCCACAUGUCCAUACUGUGGGUGCUGCCCCAAUAUGCCCUUAUGGGAUUCGCGGAGGGAUUGAACGGAAUCUCGCAAAAUGAAUUUUAUAUUUCGGAGUUCCCUAAGAGCAUGUCGAGCAUAGCUUCUAGUCUUUGCAUGCUAAGCUCAGCCAUUGCCAGCCUUUUGUCAAGCUUUCUUAUGACCACCAUCGAUAACUUGACUAAAAGAGGAGGGAAAGAGAGCUGGAUUUCUAGUAACAUUAACAAAGGUCACUAUGAUUAUUUACAUUGGGUGCUUGCUGGAUUAAGCAUCACCAAUUUCCUGUGUUACCUAGCUUUCAGCAAGGCUUAUGGUCCUCUCAAAGAUGAGAAUUUUGAGGCUAAGGCAACGGAAGAAGAUGGCAAGGCUUAAACUUGCCUAAUUAGGUUAGACAUGUAAUUGCAUAUAACGAGAUCUCAUUCGGGUGUAUUAAAUAAUUCUGGUCUUAUCUUAUUGGCAUGUAAAACUAUCCAGUGUGAUUCGUGUUUUAGCUAAGGUUGCAAUUUCCAUGUCUAGACGUAAAGGCUAAACAUGAAGUAAUGCCGUGUAUGUCUCCGGCUUCUUAGUUACUACGUGUACAAAAUGUGUUUUUCCACUCAAAAUGUGAAUACUGAAUAGUCUUUUUUGGCAAAGCUUCUAACAUCCUUAAACUGAUAUGAGAUUUGAC